UAGUUAGUUGAUGCUGCAUUUCAUUUCACUUUCACACACCGCUCUCAAAAUCAAUUUCCUCCUCCCUCUCUUUUUUCUUUCUCGAACCUUCCGCCGGAGAGCCUCGCCGGAAGGCCACCGGAGCUCGGUGGCGGCGGCAGCAGAUUUUUUUCCCUCUAUUGAAGAAGCUGCGAAUUGGCGCUUGAAAACGGUGGCGUUUUUAGCUUGAUGAUGAUGAAGAAGGGGAACGGCGAUGGAGCUUUCAGUAACAUGGAGAUGGAGUAUUUAAGGAGACACCACACGCAAGAGCCUCGCCAGAAUCAGUGUUCUUCUGCGCUUGUUAAGCACAUCAAGGCACCUCUUCCUUUGGUGUGGUCAUUGGUGAGGAGGUUUGAUGAGCCACAGAAGUACAAGCCAUUUGUGAGUAGGUGUGUGGUGAGGGGGAACCUUGAGAUUGGGAGUCUAAGAGAAGUUGAUGUUAAGUCAGGGCUACCUGCCACUACCAGCACUGAGAGAUUGGAGAUCCUUGAUGACAAUCAGCAUAUUCUUAGUGUAAGGAUCAUUGGUGGUGAUCACAGACUCAGGAACUAUUCAUCUAUCAUGUCCCUCCACCCGGAAAUCAUUGAUGGAAGGCCAGGUACCCUGGUAAUUGAAUCUUUUGUGGUGGAUGUGCCUGAGGGGAACACAGAGGACGAGACCUGCUACUUCAUCGAAGCUUUGAUCAAGUGCAACCUCAAGUCACUCGCUGAUGUCUCGGAAGGGCUUGCCGUGCAGGAUCGCACCGAGCCAAUCGACCGGAUGCAAGAUUUGUUGAUAAGUGGCUGAGGAGACUCGGUUGCCAUGGAUGAAGCUUCGGGGGCUUUCCUUAUCUCGGAGGCUUUGGAGACGGACUGGCAAAUGGAAAUGGUGCAUGUUUUUCACUGUUAUAGAGUGGCAGAGUUAUUCAUUUGAUUUGAUCUAUCAAUUAUCCUUGUUAUAUAUGCUGGUUUCUCUCUUUAGUAGUUUAAAGAACAGAGUAUUCUUAGACACGUGUCUGAAUCUGGGGAAGUAAUAGGCGAAAAAACCAGGAGAUUCUGCGUGAACUGCAUGUUGUGUUCUUAAAAGAGAAACUCUUAGCAUGCAAGUAAGUCUCUUGUGUGUAUAGAUUCUAAGAUGCUUUGUAAAAUUGUUUUGAUUGAUCAUAUCAAACUACGGUAGAAUAUCGAUAUGUGCAGAGGCUGCUGCUUAAUUCUUA
Arachis stenosperma is the source of this 1213-nucleotide messenger RNA. RefSeq names its product abscisic acid receptor PYL8-like. The coding region runs from base 208 to 804 and encodes 198 amino acids. The transcript is spliced from 3 exons. Gene Ontology annotation, cellular component: nucleus; cytoplasm. Gene Ontology annotation, molecular function: signaling receptor activity; protein phosphatase inhibitor activity; abscisic acid binding. Gene Ontology annotation, biological process: abscisic acid-activated signaling pathway. Lineage: Eukaryota; Viridiplantae; Streptophyta; Magnoliopsida; Fabales; Fabaceae. The record is from RefSeq and is a predicted model, not a curated record.